AUGCAAACACAAGUAUAUGAGGGGUUGUGUGAAAAUUAUUUUUCUCUCGCGGAACCACAAAGACAGAAUCAAAGUGCUUCUUUUGGCCACACUGGCUUUUCUUUCUUGCUCUUUUUUCUCCUCUCUCUUCUAUUUCUGGUGGAUAUUAUGGCUAAUAACACAACAAGUUUAGGAAGUCCAUGGCCAGAAAACUUUUGGGAGGAUCUUAUCAUAUCCUUCACAGUGUCCAUGGCUAUCGGGCUCGUGAUCGGAGGAUUUAUUUGGGCUCUGUUCGUCUGUUUGUCCCGAAGAAGAGCGAGCGCCCGCAUCUCCCAUUGGAGUUCAAGUCGGCGACCUCGGUCUUCGUACACCCACGGCCCCACCAGGCCUGGGUUUUACCGCCACAGCGGCUGCGAGCGCCGCAGCAACCUCAGCCUGGCCAGCCUCACCUUCCAGCGACAAGCGUCCCUGGAACAAGGCAACUCCUUUCCCAGAAAGUCAAGCUUCAGGGCUUCCACGUUCCAUCCAUUUCUGCAAAGUCCACCACUUCCCGUGGAAACUGACAGUCAGGUGAUGACGCUCCCCGCCUCCCCGACCUCCCCCGCCCUGCUCACCGCUCACAGCCUGCGGCGCCCCGACUUCCACUGGUCCAGCAGCAGCCUCCCCGUGGGCCUGUCCCCGCCGCCCCCGCCCACCUACGAGUCCAUCAUCAAGGCGUUCCCAGAUUUCUGACAGGAGCUUUUGUUCGCCUGGUUCUUUCUUUCCUUGUCUUUUCUCGAAAGGAAAUCAUAAACAGACUAAACAGAAUUUUGAGGCCAUGGCCCAAACGACCAAGGAGUUCCCCAACUGGAAAAUGCUCAGACAAGUUGGACGUUACAAUGUACAUUUCCUCUGAUCCCAUUUUUUCCUUAUCUCACAAAUACGUAAUAUUUUCGCAACUCGUUGUAUAUUUAUGUAUUUUGUACUCAAUGUGAGGAUUCUUAAAAGUCGUGAUUCUAAUCGAAGAAUCACCAGUAAUACAGUAUAUAUAAUUUAGUC
Messenger RNA from Myotis davidii, 1017 nucleotides. RefSeq names its product myc target 1 (gene MYCT1). Bases 1 to 711 code for a protein of 236 amino acids. The record is from RefSeq and is a predicted model, not a curated record. The transcript is spliced from 2 exons. Lineage: Eukaryota; Metazoa; Chordata; Mammalia; Chiroptera; Vespertilionidae. Gene Ontology annotation, cellular component: nucleoplasm.